CUCUCUCUCUCUCUCUCUCUCUCUCUCUCUCUCUUUCUUUUCUUUUCUAUUUUUUCUUAUAUUUUUCUGUUGGGAUUAUGAAUAUUCUUCUCCUUUGUCUAUUGUAUUUAUCCCUAGUCCAUGCAUCAACACAUGUUACAAUAUCCAAUGAAACUUUUCACGACCGAGCGGCUUCAUUUGGUCCCAAAUUAUCCAGUAACGGAAAGAUUGGAUUUAUGAUUGAACCAGCACAAGACCCUACCGGAUGUAGCCUCGUUACCCCACCAAGUACAGACUGGAUAGCCCUUUUAUCAAGAGGGGGUUGCUCAUUUAUAACCAAGGUGAGAUAUAUGCAGAAAAGUGGUGCGAUAGCUGUAGUCAUUGGCGAUCCCAACAAUCCUGGUUGGAUUACAAUGUACUCUCCUGACGAUACAACAGACAUUAUGAUCCCAAGUGUAUUUUUAGCAAGAAACGAAUAUAGAAAACUGUUGCAUUUAUCGAAAUUAUUAAACACGCCUAUGGUAGCAAUAUUACAGCCGGAUGAAAAUGUCACUUGGCCAUUGAUUGAUGUUCUCAUUAUUGUCAUUGUUUCUCCCUGCCUCGUCUUAAUUUUAAUUUACGCCUCUUGGAAAGCCAGACAAAGCAUAUUACACAAAAGAGAAUUAGCACCUAUCUCCGUCGUGUCUAAACUCAACAUCAAAGUAUUCGAUCUACAGGAACAAAAGGAACACGAGGAACGGGAGAGCUGUGCAAUAUGUUUAGAGGAUUACGAAUCCGGUAAUGAGUUACGGCUCUUACCUUGUAACCAUUACUAUCAUUCUAUGUGUGUCGAUUUAUGGUUGACCACUAAAAAAAAAUGCUGCCCAAUCUGUAAAAUGGAUGUAACAAACACAGAGGUCACACCGUUACUCUUAGAGGCUGGUAUUUUUUAAAUUUGUAAAUGUUUAUUUUUCUUUUUAACCCUUUUGUACAUACAUCACA
Messenger RNA from Mucor mucedo, 960 nucleotides. RefSeq lists its product as uncharacterized. Lineage: Eukaryota; Fungi; Mucoromycota; Mucoromycetes; Mucorales; Mucoraceae. The transcript has 5 exons. Gene Ontology annotation, molecular function: zinc ion binding. The record is from RefSeq and is a predicted model, not a curated record. Bases 78 to 911 code for a protein of 277 amino acids.